UAUUUUUCCUUCUCUUUCACUGAAUCAUGGAAGAUCGAGUCCAAGACACCAACCGUCAGCCAAACCAUGGCUCUGAAACUGAGAGAAAUGAACCGGUGAGAUCACGGUGGACGCCAAAACCCGAGCAAAUCCUUAUACUUGAAUCCAUCUUCAACAGUGGGAUGGUUAAUCCUCCAAAGAAUGAAACUGUGAGAAUCAGAAAACUGCUCGAGAAAUAUGGCACAGUUGGUGAUGCCAAUGUCUUCUACUGGUUUCAAAACCGAAGGUCGAGGUCUCGUAGGAGGCAACGACAAAUUCAAGCCAGCCUUACUGGAGAACAACAACAAACUCAGACUUCAAGUGCUGGUGGUGCAAUUCAGUAUGAAAAUACUGGUUCUAGUUCUGCUGGUUUUCCACCCAAUUCACUGUGUUUCCCUAUAUAUUCUGCAUCUUGUAGCCUCGUCGGCAAUGAGAAUUCAGAGGAUCUCUUUUCAUUUUCCGGCGGCCAUCCGGGCAUCCCGGAAAUUGAGCAAAAUCCUUCAAUUUUUUGCCCUGCUGAAACUUCAAACUUGCAAUACCAGUCUGGAUUGAUUACAGUGUUUAUCAAUGGAGUUCCAACAGAGAUACCUCAGGGGGCGGUGGACAUGAAAUCCAUGUUUGGUGAAGAAUUUGUCUUAUUUCAUUCGUCAGGAGUGCCAGUUCAAGUAAAUGAGUAUGGUUUUCUGGUGCAGAGUUUGCAGCAUGGUGAAAGCUAUUUCUUGGUUCCAAGAAAUUCUUAAAUUCAAGAUUGAGGGUAUCAGAGCCUGUGGUAUAUUAUGGAAACUGGGGAAAAUUUGUUAUGAUUUGCCUAUUAAAAUUUUUAAUAUUUUCCCUUCUUGUAUCCUUUCCUUGCUUUGUUUUGAUGGCUUAAUUCAAAGCUAGAUGUUAUAUAGAUUUUGGUUGUGGAAUAA
Messenger RNA from Olea europaea var. sylvestris, 929 nucleotides. RefSeq names its product WUSCHEL-related homeobox 11. Gene Ontology annotation, biological process: adventitious root development. The coding region runs from base 27 to 758 and encodes 243 amino acids. The record is from RefSeq and is a predicted model, not a curated record. The transcript has 3 exons. Gene Ontology annotation, molecular function: DNA binding; DNA-binding transcription factor activity. NCBI's taxonomy places the organism in Eukaryota, Viridiplantae, Streptophyta, Magnoliopsida, Lamiales, Oleaceae.